Messenger RNA from Symbiodinium sp. CCMP2456, 587 nucleotides. NCBI's taxonomy places the organism in Eukaryota, Dinophyceae, Suessiales, Symbiodiniaceae. The record is from the annotation of a GenBank genome assembly.
GUGUGACGAAUCGCUUCUAUUUCAGUUUUCUCAACGACGCCCAGUGGCGUGUCAUCGGUCGGACAAUUCGAAGGCCGGCGAACAGAGAACGCUUCGGACAGUUUGUCGGGGAGCGGCUCUACCAAAGCAUUUUGCGCGGUGAGGAGCUGAAGUCGGACGUACCAGACGACAGCCCUGGCGCACCACCGCAGGACAGCUUCGCACCCAUCGGCCAGUGGCCAAAGCUUUCUGCCCUGACGAGGGGAGGCGAUGCUUCAUCCUUGACCGCGGGCGCCAGGCAACUGCUACAGUACCUGCUCGAGCGUGGGUACUGCGAGUCUUUCGAGGUGGGUGAAGCCUCCCAGACAGCUGGCAUUAUCAAGUUUACAACCUUCGUGCGGGGUCCAGUGAACCUGGAUGCCACUGCUUCGCUAAUGCGGAGCAACGAGAACUUCGCCCCCAGAUACGACCAGCGCAUCCUGCAAGCGUACUUUGCAGAGUGCGGCUUCCGCGCAAUUUUCCAGGACGGGUUGGCCGAGAACGCUACAUCGGUCGGGUCGUCCGUUGCGAAAGGCACGCGGGCCUCGUGGACGCUGACACGCGAGACG